CGGGACAGAGGAGGAGCCGGGCGGCCGGAGGAGCUGCCGAGCACCGCCGGUGCCGGUGCCAUCGCCGGUGCCGCUGCCGGUGCCAUGCGGCCGUGGGCGCUGGCGCUGCUGCUGGGCGCACUCCGGACCAUCGGAGCCGCGGCCCCGGCCCGCAACGUGCUGCUCCUCCUGGCGGAUGAUGGCGGUUUUGAGAGUGGCGCCUACAACAACUCAGCCAUCCAGACACCCAACCUGGACGCGCUGGCUCGGCGCAGCGUGAUCUUCCAAAACGCCUUCACCUCCGUCAGCAGCUGCUCCCCCAGCCGCGCCAGCAUCCUGACCGGCUUACCGCAGCACCAGAAUGGGAUGUACGGGCUGCACCAGGACAUGCAUCACUUCAACUCCUUCGACAGCGUGCGGAGCCUGCCCUGGCUGCUCAGCCAGGCACACGUCCGGACAGGGAUCAUUGGGAAGAAGCACGUUGGGCCCGAGGCUGUCUACCCCUUUGACUUCGCCUACACAGAAGAGAACAGUUCGGUCUUGCAGGUUGGGAGAAACAUCACUCGAAUCAGAGCGCUCGUCCGGCGGUUCCUGCAGAGCCAGGACGAGAGGCCUUUCUUCCUCUACGUCGCCUUCCACGACCCCCACCGCUGCGGGCACUCCCAGCCCCAAUACGGGGCCUUUUGUGAGAAAUUCGGCAAUGGAGAGAGUGGCAUGGGCUGGAUCCCUGACUGGAAGCCACAGCUCUACCACCCAGAGCAAGUGCAGGUCCCCCACUUCGUUCCAGACACGCCGGCUGCCCGGGCAGACCUGGCCGCCCAGUACACAACCAUCGGGCGCAUGGACCAAGGGAUCGGGCUGGUCCUGGAGGAGCUGCGGCACGCCGGCUUCCACAACAGCACGCUGGUCAUCUACACCUCCGACAACGGCAUCCCCUUCCCCAGCGGCAGGACCAACCUCUACCGCUCGGGCACUGCCGAGCCCCUGCUGGUCUCGUCCCCCGAGCACACGGCACGCUGGGGACAGGUCAGCCAGGCCUUCGCCAGCCUCCUGGAUCUGACGCCGACCAUUUUGGACUGGUUUUCCAUCCCCUACCCAUCUUACAGCAUCUUUGGCACGAAGCCGGUGCAGCUCACCGGCAAGUCCCUCCUGCCAGCGCUGGAGUCGGAGCAGCCCUGGGCCACCGCCUUCAGCAGCCAGAGCCACCACGAGGUGACCAUGUACUACCCCAUGCGAGCCGUCCAGCACCAGCAGUUCCGCCUCAUUCACAACCUCAACUACAAGAUGCCCUUUCCCAUCGACCAGGACUUCUACGUCUCGCCCACUUUCCAAGACCUGCUCAACCGCACCAGGGCCGGGCAGCCAACCCACUGGAACAAGAGCCUGCACCAGUACUACUACAGGGACCGCUGGGAGCUCUUUGACUGCAGCCGCGACCCCACCGAGAGCCGGAACCUGGCUGCCGACCCCCGCUAUGGCACCGUCUUCCAGCUGCUCCGCGCACAGCUCCUGAAGUGGCAAUGGGACACAGGGGACCCCUGGGUGUGUGCCCCCGAUGCUGUCCUGGAGGACAAACUCAGCCCCCAGUGCCGGCCACUGCACAAUGAGCUGUGAGCAUCAUCACCUCUGCCCGCUGUCACCCUGCGCCGCGGGACAGCCACACGCUGCCAGCCGCUCUCCCUGGGCGACCCCAUCGCUCACACCACCUGGCCCUGGCGCAUUCAGGAUCCUCGUGCCUUUGUCCUCGGCCAGCGGAGCCGCAGGGCCACGCUGCUCCUCAAUAAAGCCUCUGGAGGAGAGGUCUCCGUUUUCACACGGAGCUCAGCAUGUCCCCGCCAGCCCCUGGCGCCGCGGGCCCCGCGCAGCCCUGCCCGCUCGGGGGGCUGCCCACCCCGGGGGAACGGGCCAGUGGUACCAGCGAGCAGGCGGCAGGGGUACGGUGUGAUUUACCAAACGUACAAAGUGCCCAGAGUCCCUGAGGUGCUCCCAGCACACAGCAACUUUAUUAAUAGCUCUGCUCCCUUGCCCCCUGUGCAGAUCCCCCUCCCCAAAAUCACCGCCAGCAGACUCCCCGCAGCCCCCUGUCAGGUUACCAGUUCCUCACGUUAAUGGGUUUGCUGUCUCACAAGGCACUUGGGUCUUUCUUUCCUCAUUUUGAAGGAGAUGAGGGUUUCCCUGUCCCAGGGGCUGUUCGAGCCCCCCCGAUUAAAGUCCAGUGCACACA
This is a messenger RNA of Columba livia (rock pigeon), 2203 nucleotides long. It is a transcript of the gene SGSH, whose product is annotated as N-sulfoglucosamine sulfohydrolase. Lineage: Eukaryota; Metazoa; Chordata; Aves; Columbiformes; Columbidae. The coding region runs from base 85 to 1593 and encodes 502 amino acids. The record is from RefSeq and is a predicted model, not a curated record. Gene Ontology annotation, biological process: heparan sulfate proteoglycan catabolic process; glycosaminoglycan catabolic process. The transcript is spliced from 8 exons. Gene Ontology annotation, molecular function: glycosaminoglycan binding; N-acetylglucosamine-6-sulfatase activity; N-sulfoglucosamine sulfohydrolase activity.